CUCGGCGCGUCGCCCUCCCCGGAAAGCCGCGGCGGGAAGGCGCCAGGAGGGGGCGGGUGCCGGUGCCGGGGGCGGGGCAGCGCCUGCGUGGGUCGGCCGCCUGGGCUGGCUGGAGGCGGCGGGGUCCGGUCGGCGCUGGAGCCUCCUCCGCGGCGGAAUCCAAAAUGAACGUCGGGGUGGCCCACAGCGAGGUGAACCCCAACACCAGGGUGAUGAACAGCCGAGGGAUGUGGCUCACCUACGCGCUAGGGGUUGGCUUGCUCCACAUCGUCCUCCUCAGCAUCCCGUUCUUCAGCGUUCCCAUCGCGUGGACCUUAACCAACGUCAUUCACAACUUGGGAAUGUAUGUCUUCUUGCACGCGGUGAAAGGAACUCCUUUUGAAACGCCAGACCAAGGAAAAGCUCGGCUUCUGACGCACUGGGAGCAGCUAGACUAUGGCGUGCAGUUUACAUCUUCACGGAAAUUCUUCACGAUCUCUCCAAUAAUUUUAUAUUUCCUGGCAAGCUUCUACACAAAAUACGACCCGGCACACUUCAUCCUGAACACCGCCUCGCUCUUGAGCGUGCUGAUCCCGAAGCUGCCGCAGUUGCACGGCGUCAGGAUUUUUGGGAUCAACAAAUACUGAGCGAAAGAGAUGCCGCCGGAGCAGAUCUAGCCCAGACUUGGCACAGCCGCUGUUUCCCUGGAAGAAGAAACCGUUUGUGGCCUCCGCCCAUCUGGUACCCUUCAAGGGGACUUUCUUCUCCAAAGCCGUAGAUGCUAUCCUUUCAAAGCUGCAUGGGAGAGAAACAGACAAUCUGGAGACGCGUUCCCUUGGGAGCGCGGGCCUGGCUGUAAUCUGUCGACGAUGCUGACCAGAUAUAUAUAUAUAUAUAUCCAGCCACCUUAAGCAGUCUGCAGAACGGGUCAUGAAUAAUGUGAUGGGAUCAUACUGUUCACAAAUGGUAGUCCCCUGCGGUACUAGCGUGGUCAUGGAAAGCACCCCAGUUCUCUGUUGAAGAGAUUGGUUUGGUUUAAAUGUUGUACAGUAACCUGUUAUUGUUUUACGGGUGUGUUUUUUGUGUUCGCUGUUUCAAGAGCCGGGAGGUUUCUGUUCAGCUGCGAGGGUUUCCAAGCUAACAUGAACUAGCAGCUCUGUGAUAAAACGGAUCGAAAUGUCAUACAUAUUCUCAUGCCUUUUUAAUUGCCGUUUCUCCAUCUUGAGAUGCCAAACCUCAGGGGAGCGGUAUAUCCGCUUCUAGGUCUGCCUUCCGUAGGCAGACUGAUACAUUUUUGGCUCACUGGGCAAAGCAAAUUCGUCUCGACCAUUUGGAAUACCUGCAAAUGGUAACUCUUUAUCUUUGAAAGGGAGAUCAUUUCUAUCUUAGAGCUGGCUUUGUAAUGCACCCUUAGGAGACAGAGAGCUUCAGAAACCAGGGCAAACUGCUGGGAAAUCUACCUUUCUCUAGUUAGUUGGCUGACAAAAUCCUUAGUAUUCCCGUGAGUAGAAAUGUUGUUUUUGGAAAACGUAGUCCAUUUCUGUGCUCAGAAUUUUUGCACGAUGGGGGGGCGUGGGGUGGGUGGUCCGAUACCAAGCAGAUUGCGCUGUGUGAUUGCACCUAAGAAUGUUUACAACAGUGUCUACAGCAGAAUUAUCCUUUCCUAAGACCAUUGAAGGCAGUGAGCACAGAAGGGUGUAACUGCUUAGGGUGUCCCUGAUAAUCUCUCAUCUCUUCCGCUCCCUUCUCUUGUAAUAUAUCUGGAGUGGUGAGUUUUUUAGGAAGGGAGUUAAGAGAAAUGCUAUGAGAGAGCUGAGCUAGUCUGGCAGGGGAGAUUCUGGGUUUCGGAACCUGCAGAACAUUUUGUCCUGCGAAGAGCUGCAGAGUCCCACUUUGGCUGCAAUUCCCCUGAGUGCGAGAACAGUUCCUGCGAUUUUUGAAACUGGGGGGUGAACCGAUUGUUCUGUGAGACCUCGAAGGCCUGUGGUUUCGUCUCCUGGGAAAAAAUCCAGUCUGCCAACCUUUGAUUUGCCAGUGCUGGAUUUAGGAAACCUAAGAUCCUUGGCCCGCAGUAAAUUUGGAAUUAAAACCAGUAUUGACGUAUGUACUCGAAGUAAUCAUUGACUCCUUUCAAGAAACCAUACUUUUCUGUUAAUUAUCUGAGCUCUCGGAAACUAUUUCUUUUUUGAACAAUAUCAGUGUUUUUAUAUUAAUAAAAUGAAUGACUCCGCCUGGAAAGUGUGUCAGUAUAGCACUCUGUUAAGUGAAGUUCACUGGACCAAAACUGGCUAUACUCACUGACAAAUCGCUGACGUGCUUUUGUAAUUAGAAUCAUUAAUUGUAUGUUCGAGCGGCUACGUAAAUACGUGUUCAGAAAAGCCCUUUCAACAAUUCUGUUAGUUGUUAAUACAGAAGGCUUUUUUCCCACUUGGCUGUGACUUUUUUUCUCUUAAGUUCUGGUGUGUGUGUAUUUGAUUGAAAAGAUUGCCCUGACGGUUAAUUUAUUUUUGAAAAGAAUGAUGAAAACUCCACUUAGCUUCCUGUAUGAAAAGAAACACAGAAGACUAGCAGUUUUAGCCUUUACUCAUAGAGGUAACUGGGACAGCUAACCUUCUCUGUCAUUCUUUGUGAGAUUACUUGUUAUUUGCUGAAUCCAUAUGUGAAUGGAGUUUACAAUCUCCCUUCUACUUGAAAUGGAACAUAUAAAUAAAUGUGUAUAAAAUUAUAGGUAUUCAUACACAUUUUAACUUUGGCUCUGCAGAGCAAAUGAAAACUGCUCUAUUCUACAUAAAGAUGUUAGUUUGGUCAGUUAAGGUGCAGUGAUUGAGAAAAUUGUAUGCUUUCACAUUAGAAUAUUGUCCUGAACUAUGAGAAUUUUUCUUUUGUACACACUGCCUGUGUCAAAACCAUUAUUUGGUUCAUUAUUGAACAUGGUACUUUGAUACAAAAGCAUUUAUGCCGAAUUGUAUUUUUACUUUCAGACGGGGGGAGCAGGGCUAGGUAGGCACUAGGAUCUGGGGGGAGCAACAACAAAAAAGGUCCUGCAUGCUUUGUUCUGUGGCAGAGGAAUAUUCAACCUACUAGCAUCUUUAUGUGAAACGGAGUAUAGAAUUCAUAACUUGAUGUUUAAAAAAACUUGCAUUAUUGUAUGGAUUUGUGGAUUUAUUUUCCCUUUUUCAAAUCAAUAAAACUUCCAUGUACUUUCUCAUA
Messenger RNA from Sphaerodactylus townsendi, 3189 nucleotides. It is a transcript of the gene ORMDL1, whose product is annotated as ORMDL sphingolipid biosynthesis regulator 1. Gene Ontology annotation, biological process: ceramide metabolic process; negative regulation of ceramide biosynthetic process; intracellular sphingolipid homeostasis. Bases 165 to 626 code for a protein of 153 amino acids. The transcript is spliced from 4 exons. The record is from RefSeq and is a predicted model, not a curated record. Lineage: Eukaryota; Metazoa; Chordata; Lepidosauria; Squamata; Sphaerodactylidae. Gene Ontology annotation, cellular component: endoplasmic reticulum membrane.